UGCAGCCCGGAAGCCCCGUUGGCGACCAAGGGGCCUCGGGAGCCCGGCCGCUCCGUCUCGGGAGGAGGCGGCUCCGCCCGCGACGGCCCCCCCCCCCGCUACCUGACGCUGCCUAAGCAGCCGCGGAAAGGGGGGCAUCUCAGCCCCGCCGUCACCGGGGGAGGCGAUCCGCACGGAGGGGGCGGGGCGCCGGGCCUGGCUCCUCCCCCUCCGCCGCCGCUUCUCGUCCGGCCCGUCAGGGGCGCUGCAGCAUCCGGUGCCGUCGGAGAGGGGAGCCGCGAUGGCGGAGCGCAGCAGCGGAGAGGCCGGCGAGCGGCCCGGGCAGGCGCCGUCGGGGCUUUCGAGCGCCGAGGAGAAGCUGCAGCAGCGCCGGGAGAAGAAGCUGCAGAAGAAGAAGAAGCAGCAGCGCCGCGACGCCGACGGGAAGGACGAGGCGGAGCAGCAGCAGCAGGUGUCGGAGGUCCCUCGAGGCCCCCUCCCCGUCGCAGAGCCUCUAGCGCCAGGAGCGGAGCCUCCCGCGCCGUCGGCGGCCGACAAGGCGGGCGCCAUGCCGGCCAAGAGCAAGGCGGAGCUGCGCGCGGAGCGGAGGGCCAAGCAGGAGGCGGAGCGGGCGCUCAAGCAGGCGCGCAAGGGCGAACCGGGCCAGGCGGCCGCCCCCGCCGCCGCCCCGGCGAUGCCCAAGGCACGCCCGCCGCCCGGCGAGACCCAGCCAGGGGUGAAGCGGCUCCCGGAGCACGUGCAGGUGGAUGAUGCGGCGGCGCAGAAGAAGCUGGCCAAGAAGCUGGAGCGACAGCAGGUGCCUCUGAGGCCGGAUUACGGGGCCAAAGUCAGCCUCUUCUCCCACCUCCACCAGUACAGCCGCAAGAUGCUGCUGACACAGCAAAUGAGCAUUCCAGCCUCCGCCAUCCACCCGGCGGUGGUGCGCCUCGGCCUCCAGUACUCUCAGGGCACCAUCAACGGCUCCAACGCCCGCUGCAUUGCCCUCUUGAGGGUCUUCAAACAGGUGAUCGGUGACUACACCACCCCAGCCAACGAGGAGCUCUCGCGGGACCUGGUGAACAAGCUGAAGCCCUACAUCAGCUUCCUGAAUCAGUGCCGGCCCCUUUCCGCCAGCAUGGGCAAUGCCAUCAAAUUCCUCAAGAAGGAGAUCUCGGCGCUGCCUGCCUCCAUGCGCGAGGAGGAGGCCAAACGGGAACUCCAAAAGGCCAUUGACAGGUAUGAGCGGGAGAAGAUCGUCUUGGCGGCUGAAGCCAUUUCCAAAUCUGCCUUAGAGAAGAUCAACGAUGGGGACGUCAUCCUGGUCUAUGGAUGCUCCUCCCUGGUGACACGCAUCCUCUGUGAUGCCCACACCCAGUGCUGCUCUGCGGGCCGUGCCUUCCGCGUGGUGGUGGUGGACAGCCGCCCGCGGCUGGAGGGGCAGGAGACGCUGCGCCGACUGGUCAAGCAUGGCCUCUGCUGCAGCUACGUCCUCAUCAAUGCCGUCUCCUACGUCUUGCCCGAGGUGUCCAAAGUGCUCCUGGGCGCGCAUGCGCUGUUGGCCAACGGCUCCGUGAUGUCGCGCAUGGGCACCUCGCAGAUCGCCCUGCUUUCGAAGGCCCACAACGUGCCAGUCCUGGUCUGCUGCGAGACCUACAAGUUCUGCGAAAGAGUCCAGACUGACUCCUUCGUCUCCAAUGAGCUCGACGACCCCGACGACCUGAUUGGUGGGAAGCCAGGGAGGACCCCGCUGGCUGGCUGGCAGGAGAGCAAGUCCCUGCGCCUCCUCAACCUGGUCUACGAUGUGACCCCCCUGGAGCUGGUGGACCUGGUCAUUACGGACUUGGGGAUGAUCCCUUGCACCUCUGUCCCGGUCGUGCUGCGGGUCAAGAAUGUGGAGCAGUAAUGCCAGGGGGGGGGUGGAGAGGGGUAGGGUCAAUAAACCUGUGUGUGCCCUGCUCCCUGCCUCCGCUGUGUGUGCCUGAGCGCUUGGACAGAACAGGACCCCUGGAAGACCUUCCCGAAAGGGUGGAUGCGUCUCAAAGUGGGGGGUUGAUGCGGAGCCCAAACUCUGGGCUGGGAUGUGUGAAGGGGCUUUGCUGGUUCCCCCUGAAGAGAGAGCCACCUUUUUCUCCCUCUUUGGUUGGACAAGCCACCUCUCUAGAUCCAGCCCCCAUCAGCCUCCUCACAUUUCCCUUCUCAUCUUGCUUUGGCAAUAUAGAGGGACAUACCUUCCUGAUAGGCCCCAAGGUGGUUAGAAAUCUUUUAAAGUCAGUAUUAUCAUUUACUGAAUUUCUAUAGUGCCCUUCAUCCGAAGAUCACAGGGUGGUUCGCAACAUUAAAGGAAGUGCCAAUCACGGCAGAGCGCGAUUCUGUUCAGAUCCUGGUGGAUCCCUGCGGCCCAAGGAUGCUCAUUUGUUUCUUUGCCCACUUUUGGGGCCAGCUUCUCGGAACAAACCCAGGGCACUUUACAGAAAAAUCAGUGUAAGCGUGAAAACAUGGGACAAAAGAAAAAAAAAACACCAACCCUAUUACAUUUAAAGCAAAGUACUGUAUUGUCAACUCGCCUAUCCAAAUAUCCCCUUUUCUCUGAGCUUAUUUUUCCUGCUAAACUUUUGUCCAGGAGUCCAUGUUCCCACCUGCCGGCUUGUGUCAGAUUAUUGGGGGGGGGGGGAUCAGGCAAAGACCACCAAAAGCCUCUGGUCUCCUGUUCCUCUUGGACCAGCAAAAAUGAGAGUGUGAAUGAGUCUUCCUGGCCAAGGGUCAAGAACGGCCGCCUGUCAUGGAGGCUUCAGCUAAGAUUCCUGCCUUGCAGGAGGUUGGACUGGAUGACCCUCGGGGUCUCUUCCUACGCUACCGCCCUAUGAUUGGGGGUGUCAGUGUAGGGGGGAGCCAUUGCCUUAAGCCACGGGGCUCCCUGCAGCCCCCUUAAAAGCUGGGGGGCCGAGACCCACAGUUCGGUUGGCGAAGGCACCUCGCCGGCCGCUUCGGUUGGGUUGCCCUUGGGGCCUUUCCCGGGUUCGACGCGUGUCACCGCGUUCCCACGCCCCUCUACCCGCCGCGGGAGG
Molecule: messenger RNA, 3044 nt
Organism: Zootoca vivipara (common lizard)
Lineage: Eukaryota; Metazoa; Chordata; Lepidosauria; Squamata; Lacertidae
Source: RefSeq, a predicted model, not a curated record